AUGCGGUUUUAUUUGGCAAAUGGUUGUUGUAAGCGUUUGGUAGCAUCAGGGCCUGUUUUUUUGUCCUGGUCAAGAAUCAGGAAUGGGAGGCUAGGGAUCUUAUCUGAAAGGAUGAUUUCAGGACGUUUGAUGUGGUCUGGAUAUUUUCCGAAGCGUUUAUGGGUUUCUCGUUUACGUGAACGUUGGAAACAUAUUCGAAUUGAAUGGUGUUCUAUUCCUCUUAGUGUUGGUAUUGCAUAUAUUGCGUUUGUACAUUAUAAAGAUGUAAGAAGACGGUAUGGUAGGCUAGAACGUUCUGGUGAGGCUGUUCUGGAUAAUGUUGGAGAGAGCGAGGUUUCUGUUUCUGGAUUUUGGCAGUUUUAUAUUUUAAAGUCUCUUCCACUUAAAGCUUUUUCGAGAAUAUGGGGAAAAUUUAGUGAAAUAACUCUUCCUGUUUGGUUAAGAGUGCCUGUAUAUAAGUUUUAUGCAUGGAUUUUUGGGUGUAAUCUUUAUGAGAUGGCAGAACAAGAUCUUAAAAAAAUUAAGAAUUUUUCUGAAUUUUUUUAUAGGGAAUUGAAGCCUGGAAUACGCAAGAUAGAUAAUGAUGCCUUGGUAGUGUCACCGGCUGACGGGAAAGUGCUUCAUUUUGGUUUGGUGGAGGGACGAAGAAUUGAACAAGUUAAAGGCUUAUCGUAUUCUUUGGAUGCUUUAAUUGGUAAUUCUUCGCCUAUAUCUUGUGAUGAAAUUGCUUUUGAUAAUAAUUCUACGGGAGCUUUGGAGCAUGAAGAAAGUUUUGUAAAAACUAGUGGGAUUACAUAUUCAUAUGUUCCAUGUAUUAACAAAAAUGAUGAGAAUGAUAUGUUACCUUUGGAUGUUGUAGAUGUUAAGAUUGAGAAUAAUAUUAUACUUAGUCACAAUAUCAUUGAUAGAUUAAGAGAAGGAAAUAGGCUAUAUUUUGCUGUUAUAUAUCUUGCACCUGGUGAUUAUCAUCGUUUCCAUUCCCCUGCAAAUUGGGUUGUGGAAAGAAGGCGUUAUUUUUCAGGAGAGUUGUUUAGUGUUUCUCCCUAUUUUGCUAAAAGGAUAUCAAAUCUUUUUGUUCUUAACGAAAGGGUUGUGCUUCUUGGACAAUAUCGUCACGGAUUUAUGAGUAUGAUACCAGUGGGUGCUACAAAUGUUGGCAGUAUUCGCAUCGAUUUUGAUAAGGACUUUAGAACAAAUACUUUAGAAAGGAAUAAUCCUAAAGGGUCUUAUACAGAAACAAGAUAUUCUGCAUUUUCGAAACUUUUAAAAGGGUAUCCUUUACGAAUAGGUGAGCAAAUGGGAGGAUUUAAUUUUGGAAGCACAAUUAUUUUGAUUUUUGAAGCACCUCAAGAGUUUGAAUUUUUAGUUUCAAAAGGUAGUAGGAUUCUUAUGGGUCAGGGUUUGGGAAAAAUUAAUAGCAAAGUUCAUUAA
Molecule: messenger RNA, 1431 nt
Organism: Pneumocystis jirovecii RU7
Lineage: Eukaryota; Fungi; Ascomycota; Pneumocystomycetes; Pneumocystales; Pneumocystaceae
Product: phosphatidylserine decarboxylase
Exons: 4
Coding region: 1-1431 (476 amino acids)
Biological process (GO): phosphatidylethanolamine biosynthetic process
Cellular component (GO): mitochondrion
Molecular function (GO): phosphatidylserine decarboxylase activity
Source: RefSeq, a predicted model, not a curated record